Molecule: messenger RNA, 2547 nt
Organism: Coffea eugenioides
Lineage: Eukaryota; Viridiplantae; Streptophyta; Magnoliopsida; Gentianales; Rubiaceae
Exons: 4
Coding region: 358-1662 (434 amino acids)
Source: RefSeq, a predicted model, not a curated record
CAACUACAAACGACUCUGUUCCUUUUAGCUCUUUCUUCUUCAACCUAGCAUCAUUGCUACUAUGAACUUUCACUCUCUCAUAUUGUUUUUCCAGCCAAGAAUUUCGUUGGAGCUGAGAAACCUUUAACCUAGACUAAACUGUUCUUCCAUCUGCAUAAUUCACGACAUGCUUUUCCUUUCAACUGUUUUCCUUUUUGAGGUCCGUUUCGGUGAAAAGGGGUAACUGGUUCUUGUUGAUAUGAAACUCCUAAACGUUUUUCUUUUCCCAAUUUUAUUGGUCCAACAGAAGUAAAAUUGUUGUAUGAUAAGGAGCCAUAAAUAAGUUGAAUCUACGUUUUGACCUGAGGCAGAUCGAAUAUGUCUACUUCUUGGCACAAAUACGAACUGGUAGACGGCUCAGAUGACCCUGAAAACAUUCCAUUAGUCGCGGUCAAUGAGAAGCCUGUUCGUAGGAUAUGCAAGUGUCACCCUUCAGUCCUUGAUGAACUUGGAGAAAAGGGAAAGCUCCAAGUGUCGCACCCCAGAUUUGGCCCAUUUUACCGUGAAGACGAAUCCGAGGUCAGUGGAAAGAAGGAAGCGUGGGAUAAAGUACUGGAGAAAUCUGGAGACAAGAACAGAACCAUAGAAAAUUACUUGUUUGCAACGAGAAGGAUAGAGAAAAGAGCCAGAGCAAGUUAUGCUGAUGCUGGAAGAGUCCUGCAUAACUUGACAGAGUCUCAGUUCCGGUGGAUGAUGAUUGAAGAUGGUUGCUUCUUCCUCCAGUUGGCAUUAUUCAUCCUCGGAGUUUCUUCCAAGCAGCUGGGUUAUCCCGACAAUCACAUUAUCUUUGGCAAAAAAAAGACGAAAGAGGAUGUCAACAGUUGGAUUGAGGCGAUGUUCUUUGUUGGAAAUCAAAUUCCACUUGUGGUGCUCAAUGAAUUUAUGAAGCAGAGUUUUUUCCAGAAAAUACUAAAUCAAGUGAACAGUGAAACCCCAUCACAACUGCCCAAGCGGAUCUUGUAUGAGUUGCUUGUUCUGCCUGCUCGAGAACAUGUUACCAAUCAAACUGUUGCAUCACCAAAGCCACGGGGUGAAGAGCGGCAGCCUACUGACUUGCUUCAUGCGCUCCACUCAUUCAUGCUUGAUCCAGCACGAAGUUUAAGCAAUGUCAACCUCGUUGAAGCUGACACAGGGGAUGUUGAUUUGGGGGACAGCAGGGGAGUCCAUGGGGCGAAGAACCUGACUCUUAGCGCCUCCGAGUUGAAUAAGAAGGGAAUCCGUUUUAGGAAAGUGAAAGAGGUGGGCUGUACAGAGAUAAGUUUUACAGACUUCUUCAUCUUUGCUCGUCUUUACUUGCCGGUAUUCACAGUUGGUGAUGAUACAGAACUAGUUUUCAAAAGCCUGAAGCAUUACGAGGAGAGUCAACAACAGGGCAAGAGCAAACGCGAGGUGAGAUCCUAUCUGCAGUUCAUGAACGAUCUCAUUUGUACCUAUGAAGAUGUCAAGCUGUUAGCCAAAAAAGGAAUCAUCAAAGCAGACAACCCCUACCAUAAAGAGAAGUUGCCUACAAUCUUGAGCAAUCUGGCCGGCCAGGACAAGCACACCACUCCAAACCUCCACCUUUUGAGGAUCCAACUGAGAGACUAUAACAUUGCUCCCUGGGAAAGGGCAUUUGGUGAGUGACGUGAAGACUACGGUGCAGGAAAGAAGCCUUUCCUCAAGAACAGGGAUUGGCUAGUGCAACUCUUGCUAAGAGCAUACCUAGGCCAUGCCACAAUGUUGGAGCAGGGCACAAGCAAGUUAAAGUGGAGAUGAAAGUUCACAAUUUGGUGCAUUUUCUCAACUGGGAUCAUUGAAGAGUAUCAAGAACAGGACAGCUGAAUAAUCUUUGUAUGAAAGACAGCCGUUCCUCAGAGUAACAAUCAAACUUUUUAAUGUCAAGCGAUGUCCUCUUCAAGUGGCUUGAGUUGAUGCCUAUGUAGCGGAUGAUGAGCUCCAAGUCCUCGAGGUUUCCUUCUGCAGUUGCUACUAGAAUCCGAAGGUUGGUCAGCUUUAUGAGGUCCUUAGCUCUGCACACACUUGUAUUCAAUCCCUCAAGUAUCUCUAGUUGCUUCAAGCUAUCUAGUUUCAACAUUCCACGAUGAUCAGGAGUUUGAAAUGCUAGAGGGAAAUACAGAUGUCUUAAUCGCUCAAGCUUCCAAAUGACAUUUGAAAUGGUCAUUAUGCAAUCUUUUUGAACCCUUAGGUCGAGGGUCUGCAAGUACAAAAGGUUGCCAAUGUAUGAUGGCAAAUCCUCGAGGUAACAUCCUCGAAAACUCAAGUAUCUCAAGUAGACUAACUCUCCUACUCCUUGAGGAAGAUUUCCAUCCUGAAAACUAACUCUGUCAAAAUCUAAAACUCUUAGCGGUCUAAGUUUUCUGAAAUUAAAAAGUCCCUGUGGCCACCUAGAUCCUUGCCUUGAUUGUUCAGAGUUGAGGCAUAAAAGAGACCGAAGGUUAGCAGUGGGGAUAACAUUUGAUACGCUGUAAUAUUUAUCGAAAUAUAUAGCACAUCUUUGUGCUUUUGAAA